Molecule: messenger RNA, 2230 nt
Organism: Microstroma glucosiphilum
Lineage: Eukaryota; Fungi; Basidiomycota; Exobasidiomycetes; Microstromatales; Microstromataceae
Exons: 1
Coding region: 420-1976 (518 amino acids)
Biological process (GO): amino acid transmembrane transport
Cellular component (GO): vacuolar membrane
Molecular function (GO): amino acid transmembrane transporter activity
Source: RefSeq, a predicted model, not a curated record
AGUUAGAAGAGGUCACGAGGGUCUCCUCCUCCCAGGUACCUGAUGCGGGGGAGCCGUGUAUAUCGGGUGCAGGAGCAAGGCGAGGCCAACAGAGGCUUGGAUCUGCAUCACCUCUGUUGAGGUCGGCAGGACGCCAGAGAGAAGCACAGCAUGCCAAGGAUGCCUGCUUUAUCUCCCCCUUUGCACGGGUCAGCACUAGAGGGUUAUAUUUGAGCUUGUUUGCAUUUCCACCCCAGCUCCUCCCUCUUCUUCUUCUUCCUCUUCGUGCAGCAUUUCCUCGCCAGCAGGCUUCCUGACACCCCACGGUCCCUCUUCCUUCCCUCCGCUUCCCUCCCUUCGUCUUCAUCUCUCUGUUCCUUCUGCGUUGCUCAUUCUCUGUCACCCUCUUCCACCCUCUUCCUCUCUCUCACUUCACAACAAUGGACGAAGUCAAGGUUGCUUCUCCCUACAGGGCCAAUCAGAAGCCCGAAGUAGACCUCCAUGAGUCACACUCAGACGACCUGGAGACUCAAGUCGGUGGAGGCAGCCACGACGCCAAGGUCUACGGCGAGACCGACGUCUUUGCCGCCUCUGGUCCCGGCCAAGUUGACUUCAAGGGUCUCACCUGGCCUCACGCAGGUGUCAUCAUUGCCAAGCUGCAAAUCGGAAUUGGACUCUUGGGUAUUCCAGGUACAUUUGCCUCCCUCGGCUUCGUCCCCGGACUCAUCUCCCUUACCAUCCUCUCCAUCUUCACCACCUAUGGAGGUAUCCUCUCGGGUCAUAUUCGUAUGCUUCACCCAGAGAUUCACUCUCCGACAGAGCUGGGAAGAAUCCUUUGCGGAGGCAAUGCGAUUGCAGCUGAGGUCUUUGGAUUCUUCUACUGGGUCCUCCUGGUCAUGGUUGCUGGAUCUGGGCUCCUCACCACCAGCAUUGCCCUCAAUGCCGUAUCCUUGCACGCUAUUUGCACCAUGGGCUGGGUAGGUGUAGCAGCCGCAGUGGCUCUCAUUGUUGGAACCAGUUGUCGCCAGUUGACAAAGGUAGCCUGGAUCGGCUGGAUCGGAAUCGCUUCCGUCGUCAUUUCCAUCUUCACUUUGGUCAUUGCCAUGCUCACGGAGACUUUCCCCCUCACCGAGUUUGGUCAAACUGGAAAAGUCGAGGUCUUGGCUGUAAACACAGAUGCGACAUUUGCAGAAGCCAUGUCAGCCAUUGUCACCCAGCUCUUUGCUCUCCUGGGUAACAUUGCCUUUUUCGGAGUCGCUGCCGAGAUGAGACGUCCCCAGGACUUCACCAGGGCGGUUCUUGCUGGUCAAGGAUUCAUCAUUGGAAUGUACUUUGUCAUUGGUAUCAUCGUCUACGCCAAAGCCGGUCAAUUCCUCACCUCGCCAGCUCUGGCAUCGGCUGGUGAACUCUUCAAGCGAAUCUGCUACGGUCUGGCCAUUCCUGCCGUUCUGAUCACCUCGAUCAUGUACACCCACAUGGCCGCCAAACUCAUCUUCGUCAGGGCUCUCCGUGGUACCCGUCAUUUGACCGCCGGAUCAACCGUGCAUUGGGGCACUUGGAUCAUGAGCAACAUCAGCUGUCUGGCCCUCUCCUUUAUCCUCGCCGCCUCCAUCCCCAUCUUCGACAGUCUCCUCUCCCUCAUCGGAGCCACCGUCGGAGCCCUCUUUGCCGUGAUGAUGGUAGGAUUCACAGCUCUUUACCUCAUCGCCCACGAGGAAGAGGCAAAUGCCGCAAUGCGAGGUGUGAAGAUGGACACUCCUUCCGAAGUCUCUCGCUCCUCGUGGUUGAAGCGCUCCUACACCUUCACGUGGAGUGACCCAACUUCGACCUGGAAGCGCAAGGGGACAUUCAUCUGGGCUAUCAUCCUCAUCGUCUGUGGACUUUUCCUACUGGGUGGUGGUACCUACGGAAGUGUAGAGGGAAUCAUUUCGGCUUAUGAUACGGGGAGCAUCACCAGCGCGUUUAGCUGCGAUGACAAUUCCGUCACGUCGGCCUAGACUGUUCUGAGAUGAAGUAGAGCAACAAAACGUUAUGCAAAAGCUGAAAAUCCGAAGGGUCAUAAAUAGGAAGAGGGGUGGUAGAGAGCCAGCUGCAAACACAUACACACACAGUCAGAGAAGUUGAGAAUGGACACGGUAUUGUAGUGAGAGGACCAGAAGGGGUAUCGCAUUACUAGACGCCACGACGGGUCUGUAGAUUCGGGUCGCAUGUCACUUGCUCCAUCAGAACAAUGUAUACUAUGAAAGCAUAU